AUGCAGAGUCCCUCUACGAGCCAGACAGGGUCUUCCUAUGGAACCACACCUGUGUUCACAAAGGGUCUACAAAACAUCAGAGCUACGAAGGGUCAGUUAGUGGUAUUUGAAUGUCGCAUUCGCGCCACACCAACCUUACAGGUUCACUGGUACAGAGAAUAUGACCCAAUAAUAGAUUCUGCAGAUUUCCGAAUACUGCGGAAAAAGGCUUGCUCAUCAGCACUCCCUGAGGAAGUCUGCACACUGGUUAUCACCGAAGCUUUCCCAGAAGACUCCGGGAUAUUUAAAUGCGUGGCUGAGAAUGAGUUUGGCUCAGCGGCGUCCAGCGCACGGCUCUCGGUCUCCCCAGGAGUGAAGGAGCUGGAAAGCUUCGUGGGUGCCACCCCGGUGCCAGUCGCCACCAAGAAACCCACCUUGCCUAGAAGCAGCCAGGUCCCCGCCACGGAGAGGGAUGUGGCGGGACCGGCACCCUACAGCAGCGGGCCGGAGAAGCCAGGGCUGGGCCGCCGAGCGGCGCCUGCUGCCACCUUCAGCCGGCCCAGCUCCGGGAGCGAAGCCGAAGACUUUCCUGGUGUUUAUGAGAAUUCGCCGCAGGCUUCACCUCUGCGGGAAAAUCCACACCAAGACAGCCUCUAUUCUGCAAGGCAAGGGUUCCACUCUAUCCAGGAGCCCAGCCAGGACAGCUUUUGUGGCCUGUCAUCUAAUUUUUACCAGCCACCCAUCCAAAACCAGUUGUCACCAACAAAAACCCAGGACAGUCGUGAAACCUCUCCUAUGAGUGUCCAUAACUUCCCAUCCGUUUCCUCUAUGUACCAACCAACUAUGUUUAACUACGAGCGUCCAAAACACUUUAUCCAGGCUAAGAAUAUGUGCCAAGGGCAACAGCAGCCUCCAGGAGCCACAGCCUCUACAGAGUCAAGCAGACAGAUCAAACAGUCCUCCAUCCUAAUACAACCACGUAACCCUAGUGGGCAGAAAUUUUCUUCCUCUUCAUCGCUGAGCUCUUCAAUCACGCUCUCCUCGCCUUCCUGUAGCGCCCCUAAGGAAUCCACAUACCCCGUCACACCUGCAUCUGCGCAGUCUCCUGCUAGCUCAUCAUCUGGCCACCGGCUUAUAUCCAUGCCUAACCAACCCCCCGCAGCAUUCCUGUGCUCAGUGCUACCCUCGCAGCCCGAAUUUAACAGCCAAGCUCCUUCUCCUGUGGAUCCUCAUUACUCAAAAUCGAUGUAUAACAAACAAGCUAGCAUCAAGUCUAUGCAUAAGACAUCAGACCACGAGAUUCGAGGAACAAAAGAGGCCCUCAUUCAGGACUUGGAAAGGAAACUGCGAUGCAAAGACACCCUUCUCCAGAAUGGCAACCAGCGAUUAACUUAUGAAGAAAGAAUGGCUCGCAGGCUGCUCGGACCAGAGAACGCCGCAUCCGUGCUAGAAGCUCAGGGUGAAGAGGGCCUCCAGAACGCCCAGCACCAGAAUGCAGAAAACAUCAGGUUGCAGGUUCCUACAACGCACGUAAGGAGCAGACCGUCCUCAAGAGGAGAUGAACAUGGGCAUGACUCGAUCCAGGAAAAAUUUUUUCAGCCUCGCUUUACACAAGUGCCUGAAGAUGUGAUUAUUGAGGAGGGACGGUUCUGCAGGCUCGACUUUAAAGUUAGUGGACUGCCGACUCCUGAUGUGAUGUGGUAUCUGAAUGGAAGGAUGGUUCACCAAGAUCAGUUCCAUAAAAUGAUCGUGUCAGAAAAAGGAUUCCACUCCUUUAUUUUUGAAGCAGUCAAAUCAUCUGAUGCAGGAACAUAUGAAUGUGUGGCUGUCAACCGUGCAGGGGAAUCUUCUUUUGCAGUAAAAGUUGAAGUAAUCGCAAAAGAGCAUCAUACUCCUCCAACUUUCAUCUUCAAACCACAAAGCAAAAAAGUUUUUGAAGGAGAUACAGCCAGACUCGAAUGCCAGAUCUCUGCUAUCCCAACACCCCGGAUUUACUGGAAAAGAAACAAUGAAAUGGUACAAUAUAAUACAGACCGAAUAAGCUUGUUGCAUGACAAUACGGGAAGGAUUUGCCUCCUGAUUCAUAAUGCCAACAAGAAAGAUGCUGGUUGGUACACGGUAUCUGCUGUUAAUGGAGCAGGUGUGGCCACAUGCCAUGCCAGACUGGAGGUUGCAACACAUGCAAACAAGCCGCUUCCAGCCCCAAAGCAGUUACGGGUUCGACCAACUUUCAGCAAGUAUUUGGCGCUCAAUGGUAGAGGACUGGAUGUGAAACAAGCUUUCUCACCAGAAGGAGAGUUUCAGCGUUUGGCUGAGCAGUCUGGACUAUACGAAAGUGAUGAACUUUAACUGGAAAGGAAGACUGAAAACCCAUUUGCACCUACAAGAGACACUUACAAUAUAGAUGCAGUUAAAUGGUGAUUGCUCUAACUAGCAAAAUACCUAGCUAUAUAUUUUUACUUUGACUCUUGCACAUUCUGCUGUUCCAAUUUUACCAUGUUAGAUUUUAUUUAUAUGGGGUGGUGAAUGUAACCCUUUACUGAGUAUUGUAUUUUAACUGUACAGCCCAGGAAAGCAGGGCCAUUAGUUUUUACAAGUGUGGGUGGUUCUAAUUACACCUGUGCUAAAGUAGAUUGGUUUGUACUGCUUCUCUAAUAUCACUCUUGAUAAUAUCAGAACUCUGUGCUGCCUGAAUACUAAAAUCCA
This is a messenger RNA of Nothoprocta perdicaria, 2685 nucleotides long. RefSeq names its product myotilin (gene MYOT). Gene Ontology annotation, molecular function: cell-cell adhesion mediator activity. Gene Ontology annotation, cellular component: plasma membrane; axon. The record is from RefSeq and is a predicted model, not a curated record. The transcript is spliced from 14 exons. The coding region runs from base 1 to 2328 and encodes 775 amino acids. NCBI's taxonomy places the organism in Eukaryota, Metazoa, Chordata, Aves, Tinamiformes, Tinamidae. Gene Ontology annotation, biological process: homophilic cell-cell adhesion; dendrite self-avoidance; axon guidance.